AUGACAAACGGCAAAGUUCUGUUUAUCCUCGGCGCAGGGCCCAAUGUUGCCACUGCAACUGCAAAGCACUUUGCGGCGCAAGGAUACCAAGUAGCCCUCGUGAGUCGCGGAAAAUCGACCUCUUUCGAUCCCUCCUACUUCUACAUCCAGGGUGACCUUUCCAACCCCGAGGAAAUCCCUAUAUGGUUUGCUCAAGUCAAGACCAAAUACGGAAGGGCUCCAAAUGUGGUGAUCCACAAUGCGUACCAUGUCUUCCCAGCACAGCCACAGAAUCCCCUUUCACUCAGUCUCGGUCAACUUAAUUAUGACCUGGCCGUGAACUUCACGUCAGCCUACCUUGCCGCACAGGAGGCUGUCAGGGGGUUUGAGACUCUUCCGGAUGAAGUGCCCAAGUCGUUCAUCUACACAGCCAAUGGACUUAACAUGAUGCCUAUGCCUCGCCUAGUAAGCCUCGGUCUUGGAAAGACUGCCAUGGGCCAUGUAAUCGAGAAUGCUACCAUUGCAUUUGAAGGCAAAGGAUUUACCUUUUACUAUGGAGACGAACGCCUUGCCAAUGGCGACUUUGCUAGUGGCGCUAUUAGCGGCAUUGCUCAUGCAGAGAGGUACUGGGAGCUUAGCCAGGAUCGUAAGCAGAGAUCGUGGAUGGAUACAUUUGUUGCUGGCCAGGGAUAUAAGGAGUUUCCUAAGGUUUAA
Penicillium odoratum is the source of this 693-nucleotide messenger RNA. RefSeq names its product short chain type dehydrogenase. Bases 1 to 693 code for a protein of 230 amino acids. NCBI's taxonomy places the organism in Eukaryota, Fungi, Ascomycota, Eurotiomycetes, Eurotiales, Aspergillaceae. The transcript has 3 exons. The record is from RefSeq and is a predicted model, not a curated record.